CUUACCUCCUACACAUAAGUUUUAUAUUUACUUGAGCCUCCCCUGCCUGCUACCGUCCUGUCUUCUUUAAUGAGCAUUUACUGUACAAAAUCCUUGCUCCUUUGCUUUCUUGCUCUUCUCCAUUAUGUUUACUUACCUAGUGCUGAAACUUUCGAUUACCCAACUGCAAACCUCUCUACAUCAUGGACCAAUAGUCCCUCUCUUCCCCAUUCUGUAAAUUUCACAGAUGGAUCAAUGGUGAGAGCCAUCCUUGUCAGGGGAAGCUUUGGUCCAAGGUUCGCUUGCGGUUUCUUCUGCAAUGGAACCUGCGACUCUUACCUCUUUGCCAUUUUCAUUGUUCAAACCAAUAGCAUUUCAGGUAUAACCUCUCCUAGUGUUGGUUUUCCUCAAGUAGUUUGGUCUGCCAACAGAAACAAUCCUGUUAGAAUCAAUUCGACGUUGCAGCUCACAUCAGAUGGAGAUUUUAUCUUAAAAGAUGCCGAGGGAACUAUAGCUUGGUCCACGAAUACUGCUGGCAAGUCUGUUGCAGGAUUAAACUUGACUGAUAUGGGCAAUCUUGUGCUUUUUGAUCAGAAUAAUGCAACAGUUUGGCAAUCUUUUGAUUACCCAACCGAUUCUUUGGUUCCAGGGCAAAAGUUGAGGGCAGGGCAGAAACUUAUUGCUAGUAUUUCUGCUACAAAUUGGACUCAACUAAAUUUGCUUUCAUACUCGGUCACUGAUGAAGGAGCAGUGGCUUCGAUAGAGUCUAGUCCACCUCAAGUCUAUGAUGAAUUCACAAUUUCUGGCAGAAAAACUAAUAGAGAACCAACUUAUGUCACCCUUCAGAAUGGAAGCUUUGCUUUGUUCGCCAAUUCUUCUCAGCCAAGUGCGCCAGAUCUCUCCCAAUCCAUUCCCGAAGCCUCAUCAGUACAGUAUGUGAGAUUUUGUCCCGACGGGCAUUUGAGACUUUACGAGUGGACAAUAGAUGGGUGGAAACAAGUUGCAGAUCUGCUUUCAGGUCGAGUGAAUGAAUGUUUCUACCCUACAGUUUGCGGGAACUAUGGAAUUUGCUCCAAUGGGCAGUGCAGUUGUCCUUCAACAACUUAUUUUAAGCAAAUAAAUGAUAGGCAGCCUGAUCUUGGGUGUUCUGAAGCUACUCCCUUGUCUUGUCAAGCUUCUCUAUAUCACAGUUUUAUAGAGCUCAUGGAAACAACAUAUUCCUCCUUUCUCAGUGAUCUUGAAAAUGUGGGUUUGGAGAAAUGCAAGGAGGCUUGUUCAAAGAAUUGCUCCUGCAAAGCUGCUAUUUUUCGAUUUGGUUCUGAUUCUGCCAAUGGUGAUUGCUACUUGCCAAAUCAGAUAUUUUCAUUGAUAAACAAUGAUAAUGAAAUAACUCAUUAUAACUCUACUGUAUACUUAAAGGUGCAAAAUGCCCCAUCCCCAACUACAGAAGCAAUAGUUCCUCAGCAGAAAAGGAAAAGGCGGUCGACAAUUAUAUUAUGGUCCAGUGUUGGGAUAUUUUCUGGUUUGUUUCUUGUGAUUGGAAUCAUAGUAUUAUUAGUUUGGAAGAAAAGAAAUGCUGAUGUAGACGAGGAAGAUUACUUGGAUCAAGUACCAGGAAUGCCCACUCGAUUUUCCUAUGAAAAUUUAAAAGCUUUGACGGAGAACUUCUCCAAGGUUCUUGGUGAGGGAGGAUUUGGUUCUGUUUUUGAAGGGACUCUUAUUGAUGGCACCAAAAUUGCAGUGAAGCGUCUCAAUGGUUUAGGCCAAGUCAAAAAAUCAUUCUUGGCUGAGGUCGAGUCAAUCGGCAGCAUCCACCACGUGAACUUGCAGAGAAAGAAGAUCAUCCUCGACUUAGCAAAGGGACUCACCUAUCUUCAUGAAGAUUGCACACAAAAGAUACUCCAUUUAGACAUCAAACCCCAAAACAUUCUCUUAGACAAUAAGUUUAACGCAAAAAUCUCUGAUUUCGGAUUGUCUAAACUGAUUGAUCGAGACCAGAGCAAAGUUGUGACAACCAUGAGAGGCACUCCAGGCUAUUUGGCUCCAGAAUGGCUGAGCUCAGUAAUCACAGAAAAGGCAGACGUCUACAGCUUUGGGGUGGUUGUGCUAGAAUUGUUGUGUGGGAGGAGAAAUGUUGAUCACUCACAGCCAGAAGAAAAAAUGCAUUUAAUAAGCCUUUUUGAGAAGAAGGCAGAAGAGGAUCAACUGUUAGAUCUAGUCGAUAAUUGCAGUGAAGAUAUGCAGUUGAAUAAAGCAGAAAUAGGGAACAUGAUGAAGAUUGCUGCUUGGUGUCUGCAAAAGGAUUAUACAAUGAGGCCUUCCAUGUCAAUAGUUGUUAAAGUCUUAGAAGGUGUUUCAGAAGUUGAACCUAAUCUAAACUACAACAUUUCCAAUCCACCAUUCACAACAACAUCAACAGAAGCUACUGAAUUGUUGCCCUUUCUUCUAUCUGGGCCAAGGUGACUGUUCAUCGUUAGUUUUGUUCAGUUGUUUUUCUAUGCUGUCUGAACUUGUACGAAACAAAUUAGAUUUGCUGUAAGUGAAUUAGACAUGAAAUUAGUCAUUACAAUUGAAAAACUAAUGGGACGCUCUCUAGUUUAUUUGCUUA
Molecule: messenger RNA, 2587 nt
Organism: Hevea brasiliensis (rubber tree)
Lineage: Eukaryota; Viridiplantae; Streptophyta; Magnoliopsida; Malpighiales; Euphorbiaceae
Product: G-type lectin S-receptor-like serine/threonine-protein kinase SD2-5
Exons: 2
Coding region: 70-2442 (790 amino acids)
Biological process (GO): protein phosphorylation
Molecular function (GO): ATP binding; protein serine/threonine kinase activity
Source: RefSeq, a predicted model, not a curated record